GAAUCGUCAAAACGGGAAUAUUCAAGUCUGAGCGGCGUUGGAGGCAAAACACAGUGAGUUUUAUCAGUUUUCUCCCUUUUCCACAGCAUUUUCCACCCCAAUUGAUAAUGGAAAACAACGCUGAGAUUAAAAUCAAGGAAUUGAUCUAUGCAAAUUAUGCUUCAAGUGUAAAAAAGGAGCUUUUAGCCGAUAUCGACUCUCUUUUCGAUGGAUUGAGUGCCAGUAUCUUCCUGCCGCUAACUGUAGUCCCUCUGGGGGCUAAGAGGGUGCUAGAUGUGGAGGACUUGUUUUUAAAGUUCGACAAAAAACUCAGGAAUGGAGUUAAGGAACAAUUUGAGACAAUGUGGGAAGAUAGCAAUAUUUCACAGUGUUUGAGUGCUCUGGAAUGCCUGAGAGAGGAGGCCCCGGACAAAUCAGCCGUGCAAUGGAGACCAUCAGGGAAGACCCCAAGGGAACAAUUAAUUCCGUACAUUGUGAAGACUCUCCAGAAGAAAUGCAGUUAUCUCGAUAGGCAGAAUAUUUACCAGGAAAAGCUAUUCGAUGAGUAUGUGCCAAGAGUCAUGGAGAUCCGGGAGAAGAUUGGGCAGAUUGUGACAACCCGAAAGAUCCACCUGGAGCUAAUGGAAGUUCACAGGAAGCAGCUGGAAGCUGAGAAGGACAGAAACAGAUUGUUCGAUGAAGGAGAAAAAAUAUUGGAUUUAAUUCGAGAAUAAAUGAUUUAUUUGUCUAUAAUA
Phlebotomus papatasi is the source of this 734-nucleotide messenger RNA. RefSeq lists its product as uncharacterized. The record is from RefSeq and is a predicted model, not a curated record. Bases 108 to 713 code for a protein of 201 amino acids. The transcript has 3 exons. NCBI's taxonomy places the organism in Eukaryota, Metazoa, Arthropoda, Insecta, Diptera, Psychodidae.